Molecule: messenger RNA, 1587 nt
Organism: Salpingoeca rosetta
Lineage: Eukaryota; Choanoflagellata; Craspedida; Salpingoecidae
Exons: 11
Coding region: 100-1509 (469 amino acids)
Biological process (GO): amino acid transmembrane transport
Cellular component (GO): vacuolar membrane
Molecular function (GO): amino acid transmembrane transporter activity
Source: RefSeq, a predicted model, not a curated record
CGAAUCGACUGACUUCAGUCUAGCAGAAUUUUGGAGCAGCGAAGGUUUUGAGCAUACACAGCAGGAUUGUGACAACCACAAGCAGGCAGUCAGGCAGGCAUGGGUUCUGAACACGAGGCGCUGUUGAACUAUGAUUCAACCGUGCAGUAUGAGAACGUGGAGGCGGCACAGCCUGCCCAUCCUCACGGCGGCAAGAAAGGCACAACAUGGUUCUCCAGUGCCAGCAUCAUUGUGGCAAACAUGCUUGGUGCAGGUGUGCUGGGCCUGCCAUAUGCAUGUGCCAAGAUGGGCUGGAUUGGCUCUAUCAUCACCUUGGUCCUCAUCACCCUUUACAGCGUUUACGGCGGUCUGAUCCUUGGAUGGCUGCGGGGCGGCGACGACCACAUUGUCAACUAUGGUCAGUUGGCAGAGAAGGUGGCCAAGGUCUCCAACAGCGGCAGCUUCUGGAAGUACUUUUGCCAGAUCAUCGGCUACAUCUACAUCAUUGGCUCGUGCACCAUCUACCUGACAACUUGCAAGCUGUCUCUCAUGCAGAUCUUCCAAGAGUGCGACACGAGCAACAGCACGGCCAACUCGACGCUGCCUUCGCAGUGCGGGUCAGACUCGUGCACGCACCACGGCAGCGCUGACUUUAGCGACAACGUCUGGCUCGUCAUUGCGGCCGCCAUUCUCUACCCGCUCAUCCACAUCAGGUCGCUGUCGGACACGGGCAUUGUGAGCUACAUUGGCGUGUCCACCAUCGCCGUCGUAAACUUUAUUGUCCUUGGCCGCCUCAUCUGGGAGUCAACGCAGCACCAUCAUCACAGCACCGUCUCGCAUGCCACGUCGUUGACGCCGGACAGCCUGCGUGACUUUGUGAACGGGCUGACGCAGAUGGCGUUUGCGUAUGGCGGGCACGUGCUGAUGGUUGAUAUCCAGGGUGUCAUGGAGAAGCCAAGCGAGUGGCCCAAAGCCAUCUAUCUGUCCCAGUCCUUUAUGUUUGUCAACUACGCCAUUGUCGGGUUCCUUGGGUAUUCGAUCUAUGGGGAGAGCGUGUCGAGCAUCAUUACGGCGACGCUGCCAGACACGUGGGUGCGGAUCCUGGUGAACGUGUGCCUGUUCAUCCACGUGGCUGUAGCCUACUGCAUCAACAGCACGGUGGUGACCAAGUUCUUCUUUGAGACGUUCUGGCCCGGGCUGGAGCGCAACCCGCACGUGACCAGGGCCGGCGUUGCGCUGCGGUGGGGCGUGGUGGCCACGGCCAUCAUGGGGAUUGUGUUUGUGAUUGGCGCCCUGAUUCCGUUCUUCUCGGACCUGAUGAACGUGUACAGCAGCCUGGGCAUCUUCAGCCUCAGUUUCUUCGUGCCGGUCAUCUUCUGGACGUUGAUGACCAAGGCGACCAGCUCCGGCGCGAAGGCGGCUUUCAACUCGCUGCUCAUCCUCAUUGCCGUGGCCGGCUGUGGCCUCGGCAUCUGGGCCGCCAUUGAGGACAUUGCCAACAACUGGAAGAUCUGCCACUACCACUUUUGACUCUUCAGGCAUCACAGACGCGUGAACGCUUGACCACGUCGUGCAUGCAGCGCUGCUGUUGCUGCUGUUGCUGCUGUU